This is a messenger RNA of Amoebophrya sp. A120, 2053 nucleotides long. NCBI's taxonomy places the organism in Eukaryota, Dinophyceae, Syndiniales, Amoebophryaceae. The record is from the annotation of a GenBank genome assembly.
CCGAAAGUAAGAGCAAAUCUAUCCCUGGGGUGUUUCAUCCUUCGUGAUUUCAUUUUCUUGCGUGCACAACCUCAACCCUACCACCUGGAAAAAUACUCAUCUUCGAGAGUGUCUGUUUGCAAAAAUCAUGAAGUGUGGUGCAACAGCUACAAUAUUUGGGUUACGUGUAUGUAGAUGUAGAUGCGUACGAGAUACCAGCCAUCAUUCAUGUCUACCAUUUUGUCUUCCCGGCGUACGUUCGCAAGUGCCCUUCCUCGGUUGUCCAAUCAAGUCUCGCCUCCACCGCCUGCCACGAACACGAAACUCACCUCGAACAUACCCUCCGGCAUCCGCGAGAAGAUCGGUCGGACCUUGCAUGAGACUCACGAUCAUCCGUUAUUUCUCGUGCGCAAAAUCGUCGAGCGGCACUUCGUCGAAAAUAUUAACAAAGAUUUCGCACUUGUCUCCGCCCCGCUUAACCCGGUGGUAACUGUGGCGGAGAAUUUUGACAAUUUGCUCAUCCCCAAGGGGCACAGCAGCCGCCUCCCGAAUGACACGUAUUACGAGGACUACGACCAGGGAAAAUGCCUCCGCACGCACACGACGACGCACGAGCCGGAGAAUUACUGGCGCGGGAAAUUCCUGCUCACCGGAGACGUCUACCGGCGGGACGAGAUUGACCGCACGCACUUUCCGGUCUUCCACCAAAUGGAAGGAGUGAAGCUGUUCGAAAAAAGGGCCGGCGAGGUAGAUCAUUUGUUCUUGGAAAGAAUCCAGUCUGACCUCCGCCACACAUGCGAGAGUACCAUGCGGCACUUGUUUGGACAUCAAGGGAGAAGACGUGAUCACUCUUCCAUGGAGUUCUUACGUUGGAGCGACGAUUACUUUCCCUUUACCAGUCCGAGUUUCGAAUUGGAAGUGAAGCUUUCAAAGCCCUCCUCCCGCGGAGAAAUAAGCACCGACAGGAGCUCCACCCAGUCUGCCGAUGAUCCCUGGCUCGAAGUGCUCGGCUGCGGGAUAUUACGCCCCGAGGUGCUCGCAAAGGGCCACGUCGACGUGAAAAGAUUCUCCGGGUGGGCCUUUGGUUUCGGUCUGGAGCGCCUUGCGAUGCUGCUGUUUCAUAUGGGAGUGUCAGGAUCGAAAUCAGCAAAAUCGAAAUAGUUUGUCAUGCAUAAAAUGCAACACAAAAAGUGACUCUAUUGCAGAGGACCCACGGGAGGCAGAUUAUAGUCCUGGUAAGGGUCAAAAGUUGGACUGCUAACUAGCAUGACAGAAGGCAGCUCUUUUGCCCUAAACCGCAUGACAGACUCGCUUCCAGGACCGGGAAAAUUUGCCAUGCACCGACUACAAACUGUAGGUCUAACUGGUAUCCGUUUUAUGCAUGACAAACUAUUUCAACUUUGACGAUUUCACACCUGACACAUCCAUAUUCCAGAUUCCAGACAUCCGGUUGUUUUGGUCCCACGACGAGCGCUUUCUUGAACAGUUUCACACACUGAGUAAGGAUCUGGAAGCUGGCGGCGAGAAGUGGCGAGAAGUUGAAUUCAAGCCCUUUUCCAAAUACCCAGCCAUUGCAAAAGACCUCAGCUUUUGGCUACCAGCACUUGAAGCAGCUGGAGAGAAGAAUCUGGGAGGAGUAUUGCGCAGCUCCGAAAAAGCAGAAGGUGAAGGACGGGAUAACGGGAGUACUAACUACAUGUCUCGCAGCGAUGUCAAACCGGCGGUGCAACAAGACCUUUACACGUUUCCGGAGAAUGAUUUCUUCGAGACCAUUCGCGAGGAGGCCGAUCUGGCGCUCCCGCUGGCCGGGGAUGACAAUGAGCAACACACGCGCAGCGAUAUUUACUAUCCGCCUGAAACAACAUCACGUUCACGACUAAGUGAACGUCGAAACCUAGUUGAGUCGGUCCGCCUAAUUUCCGACUUCACGCAUCCAAAAACCAACAGACGCUCGAAAACGUAUCGCAUUGUGUACCAAGACAUGAGCCGAACACUGACUCACGAAGAGGUCAACGAGAUUCAAAAUCGAAUCGUGGCACGCGUCACAGAUUGUCUGGGUGUGUGCAUCAGAUGA